CGCGCCGGGGUUAGCGCGGCGGUUACUGUGGAUCUGCCUGGCGGGACCUCGCUCCAGGUCCGCGUGGAUGCCGGCCAGCACGUCGGGUCCUCGCGGCCCAAGGGACACACCAGACCCACUUGACGCCCCGCCCGGGGCUCACAUGGACGCGCGGGACCCGGAAGCCCCCGGCGGGCGCGCGCUGCGAGACGCGGCGGAAGAUCUAUUUCAGGAACUUCAAGAACAUUUUCAAGCUCUGACUGUAACAUUAAACCUCAGAAUGGAAGAAAUGGGGCAUCGCAUUGAGGAAUUGCAGAAGAAUGUAAAUGACUUAAUGGUGCAAGCAGGGAUUGAAACUUCUAUGAAAGAACAAACGGUGAUCCGUCUGCUUCAGCCUGCUGGAUAGCUGGGAUUACAGACAACAAUACCAACCCAUCUUCUUCCGUCUCCUCCUCAGCCUACUCAGCAUGAAGACCAUGACGAUGAAGACCUUUAUGGUGAUGCACUUCCACUUAAUUAAUAGUAAAGAUUUUUUUUUCUUAUGGUUUUCUUAAUGUUUUUUUCCUAGCUUACCUUAUUGUAAGAAUACCAUAUAUAAUAAAUAUACAAAAUAUGUGUUAA
Messenger RNA from Carlito syrichta (Philippine tarsier), 600 nucleotides. It is a transcript of the gene HSBP1L1, whose product is annotated as heat shock factor binding protein 1 like 1. Bases 68 to 385 code for a protein of 105 amino acids. The transcript has 5 exons. Lineage: Eukaryota; Metazoa; Chordata; Mammalia; Primates; Tarsiidae. The record is from RefSeq and is a predicted model, not a curated record. Gene Ontology annotation, cellular component: cytosol; nucleus. Gene Ontology annotation, biological process: cellular heat acclimation. Gene Ontology annotation, molecular function: transcription corepressor activity.